Messenger RNA from Malurus melanocephalus (red-backed fairy wren), 4426 nucleotides. It is a transcript of the gene CCDC57, whose product is annotated as coiled-coil domain containing 57. NCBI's taxonomy places the organism in Eukaryota, Metazoa, Chordata, Aves, Passeriformes, Maluridae. The transcript is spliced from 9 exons. The record is from RefSeq and is a predicted model, not a curated record. The coding region runs from base 1631 to 2761 and encodes 376 amino acids.
GAUGACAGUUAAUUUGAAAGGGUGGGCAGGGGUGAAGAAAGGUUGCAAAAGAUUAUGCAUUUGAUAGGUUAGGCAAUGCCUAAUGUAAAGAUGCAAAGAAUGUCAGCAGUCAGAAUGUUAUAUGGAUUUAGACAUUUGCCUGUCAUGUGUUGGUUCAGAUGAGUGCUCUGAGGGGCCCACUGCAGAAUAUAAAUUAUGCUGGGACUGGCACUAUAAUUUUUGUGUGCUCAGAUGUGGAAAAUAAUUUUAAGCCAGUUUUCACCAUUGUAUUUUAAACCCCAGGUGAAUCAUAUAAACAAAUUAUCUAAAUCCCUUGAAUUAUUGCAGUAUUCUGAACUUAUAAUUUGCUAAAUGGAUCUUGUUUUAUUUCAAAAGUCACAUAAUUAGUUCUGGUUCUAAUUUUCAUUAAUAGUUACUGGUGAAAAUAAACCCCUUCUUUCUUUAGCUGGUAUGGGAUUGGGACACAAUUCUCUUCUGAUGACAUAAGGAAAGGUAGGCAACAACUAUUGAUAAUACCCUUAUCUUCUCAAAAUUAAUGUUCAUUUGGGUGCAACAUUAAAGUUUCUGGAAGGCAAAAGCUGUUUAUAUAAUCUAGAAAAACAGAAAAGUGACAGAACAUUACAGGAAGUUUGCCUCAUGACUUCCAGACAAGCAAGUCAUCUAGAGUGACUAAGGGAAAAUCAUGGUUUAGGCCUGCUUUAUGUGUUACAUCUUCCUCUGUCUCACGUAGACAGUAUAAUGCUGUUUAAUUGAUGGAUACAUUUUUUAAUAAUUAAGUACCUUGGUAGUAGUAUGUAUUUAUCUGUGCUUUUUAAAGUUUUUUUCAUGUGAUGCAGUGGGAGUUCAGAGAGGAUGGGAAGCUUGUCCUAACAGCUGUACUUGAAAGGAGCCAAAAGUCUCCUUGAUCUCCACAAAGGAGAAAUUGUUUAAUACUUAUCAGCUGGAUAAACAAAAUGUAUAGGAAAGCAAGUGAACCGGAGAGUGAGAGCUGAGCGUAUGGGACAAGUACUAGCUGUGUUUUGGGAGAAGAGGGUGUUACUAAACGGGACCGGGGCUACAAAAGAGCAUGCCCGUGCACACACGAUGCAGAGAAAGGACUGCUGUGAGAGAGUAGUGAGGGUGGAACGGGGAGAAUGCGAGGAGGCGAGAAUACGCUGCCGUGUGCAAGUGAAUGCAAUGCGAGCAACAGAGAAGCACCGGCUGGUUGAGCAGGAGAGCGAAGAGACCACGCUUGGCGCUGCCUCCCUGAGCAAAAGGCGGAGCGGAGGCCGAGGCCCCGUGGCGGCUCCGCGGCAGCUCCAUGGAGACGGGCCCGCCUCCGGCACCGCCCUGCCCGCCGCGGCUCUCGGGACACGCGCGGCCUACAGCCGCCAGCGGAGAAAGCGCAGGUACAAACAACAACUGUCUCUGGCGGCUGAGCAAGAAUGGAUUCUGAAACAAAGUAAAAUGCAAACAGAACUGAACUGGCUGCAGUUCAAUGAGAAUGCUGAAUGUAACUGGUAUCAGAAAUCAGAGCAUCUAACACACAGUCCUUCAUCAAAAAAGGGAGGCUGAUGAUCUACAGGAAACAGACUAUAGCUUGCAUGAAGUGAAGGCUGUUCUUUCUGCUUUCACUGUUGAGAGAGAACAGAUGAUACGAACAUCGCUGGAUCACAGUAUUUCACCUGAAGGGAAGAAACAGAUACUUCGGUAUGAUGAUAGAAGCUGUCCGUGCAAAGAUAUUCCUGCCUUGGAAAUAAAAAAGCUGCAGGAACAGAAUGCCAGCCUUCGGGCUGCUAUUGCACAAAUGAGGAAGGAAAUGGAGAAUCUUGAUGAGCAGAUGUUGUCCUCUCUUCCUCUAACAGAAAACAGACAGGUUGCAGAGCAAGGUCCAUCGAACACAAACAAUGUUUUAACUGGAACUACUUUGAGCAACAUCAAAGUCAGCUCAACUAAGUUGGAUUGUGUAGUAAACCCAGACACAGAAAAGGGGCCAGAACCCAAAGUUCUUGAAGAAAACAUGGCAGAUUUUGGACAACAGUUACCUGAUGUAGAUACUAGUGACAGUCAUCGGUAUAGCGUCAAAUGCACUCUACGAGGAAUGCAAAAGAAACUCAAGGAAGCAACAAGAAAAAUCUCAAUUCUGAGCCAGGAAAAGCAGCAGCUGAUUGAAAUGGGAAACAGACUCAGGGCAGAACUUGGAAUGGUGUUAAAGGAAGGACUUUGGCAUCCUGUUAGCACUAAAAGCUGCACAGUUUGUAUUGCCUCUGUUAGUCUUCUACCAAGGGAACUUGUUAAAAGAACACAGUGUCAGCUAUCAGUUCUAAAGCAUCUACAGCACAGACUCUCAACACAGGGCCCAGAUACAUCCUCAGCAACAAAGGCAGAGACAUCCUCAAAGAUUGUUCAAAGUCAGCUGCUCAGACAGAGUCGUAGUCAAGUCCAGCAGGUCCAGCUUUCUUCAUCUAGAGUGCAUAAUUUUUGCCAAGGUGUUUGUCAAAUUUUGGAUAUGGGAUCAAGCCUUUCUAUACUCAGUCCUCGAGAGAACACCAGCCAAGUGGCGUUUGAAGCUGUACGUUCAACUGAGCAAUCUGAAGAAUCUCAUCAAAAUGUCAAAGCCAAGGAUGAACUUGAAAUGUCAGCUGGCGAUUUGACAGUCAGAGGAACAAGGCUGGAAGUUCAGCAGAAGUUAAAAUCCAGGAGAUUUUCUUGUGCUCAUCUAUUAAAACCAAAAAUCUCUUCUAGCGUGGCAAAAAUCCGCAACUAUAAUAUUAAAGACUGAUUUCUAUGUUGGCAGCAUGUUGCAGGUUCACACUUGCUAUUAACUUAUUUAGACAUCUCUAAAUCAGAUCUAAUUAUCAGCCUCAGUUUUGUAUGUGGAGUUGAGAUAUUUGCAGGCAGGAGAGAGAACAAAUACCCUGUUUCAUACAGUGAACCCUAAAAUAAAGGGUUAAUCUGUGUACAUUGUAGGAUUACAGUCUUCACUGUUAAUACUGAUUUAUUUUAAUUAUAUAUAUGUUAAGAUUUUCUUGCAUCAUGGAUUUAGAAAUGCCCAGUUAACACAUAGGUAAAGCCUUGUGCCUUCAGGCAGGGCUUGCAGGACUUGAGCAGGUACUUUGUUGAGAAACUGUAGAUGUGAUUUAAGCUUAGAAGUGGGAUGCCUCAACCUACCUGUUUUCUUCUAAUUAACAAUGCAACCGUUAAUCCUAUGCAGAUAUCUCUCUAUUUGAAAGAAAGGGGUUUAAAAAGAUUACAUCUGAGUCUGUAUUAUUUCUCAUCUUCUGUAGCUCUUUCUACUUGUUCAGGUAGCAUAAAAGAGCACAAAAUUGAAUUUCUGGUGUCACACCAGUAAUUUUGUUUUCCCUUGACAAGAGAUUGUAUGGACUUUAAAGCAGUGAGAAACACUGCUAGUGUGUUAGUAGAAUAUACUCAGAAUCAUAUGGACACAUUGUAAGAAAUAAGUCUUAAAAGAGAUGAAACGAAAAGAAAACUUGAAUGAAUUGUGAUGUAACAAAGGAUAUCUAUGUAGUAAUUAACAUGUCAGGAGACUGAAACAAGCAAUCAGUGCAUUUCUAUAGCAUUUCCAGUAAUGCUGAGCUGUCUUGGGAUAUUACAGAGAUGAACUUUACUAUAAGUAAAGAAAACACAUGCAAAAAAUUCAAGAAAAACUCUUUACUGUGGGGAUGUUCAAGCACUGGAACAGAUUGCCCAGAUGGGUUAUGGGGAUACUCAAACGCCAAAUGGACGUGGGCCUGGCUAGCCUGUUCCAGCUGACUCUUGAGCUGAGGUCUUGGACUAGGUGACCUCAAGAGGUACUUUUCAACCUAAGAGAUUCUGUGAUUCUGCAAGUGAUAUCACUGAAGUGAAUAAUACUUCUCAGUUGCUGCUAAACAUAUAAAAUCUAAACAGGAUAAAUGAAAGAAGAGAGCUACUUACCCAUGAGUGCCCUUUUUUUCUGGAGUGGUUUUUUUUUUUUUUUUAGAAGUGCUUUCCUCCUACUCUUUUCAAGGAGGUGCUCUCUUCAGCACCAGACAAUGAGAUAGUAAUCCAUUUGCGAAUUUGAAUAAUUAUUUUGUACUACCUGCUGAAAAUGUUUUGCUUUAGUGCAACAGUACCGUGAUAUUAUAGUCAGAUGCUAAAUCUGCAAUAAAUUUCAUGAGAUGUUGCAAAGCCAAUAUAAAGCCUGAGAGACCUUGUGAGCUUCUUUCUAAAUCUUUUGAUUACUUGAAAAUCCUGUCAUUUGAUUCAACAUUGUUCAUGAGCCAGGACAACAUGAUGCACUCCCUUGAAUCAGGCCCUGAAUGAGCUCUUUCUGUAGCACAAAGCAUAGUGGUUUCUAACAAGUGCAGGAAUUUUGGCCCAGAUCACACCAGUUAAAGCACUCACUGGUUAUUUCUAGAAAUCAGUGUGUAAAUUCUGAAUUUUAUAACCGCUGUAGAUUUUCCUG